AUGUCGAAUGUGACUUGUCUCAUACGAUUUCAAUCUAAGGAGGAUGGGAGAACCUAUUUUGCCAACGUCGAUACGCCGCAGACAUUGGAAGGUGAAGUCAAGGCCUUCGGCACUUUUGAAGACCUGCAGAACGAUCGGAAUGGCAAGAAACUUACCAUCGACAAGUUACUUGCUCCCGUGCCUGAUCCUAAAGUCCCGAUAUACUGUGUCGGAUUGAAUUACAAGUCUCAUGCAAAGGAAGCCAGUCUCAAAGUGCCAUCGAAUCCUCCUUUAUGGACAAAGCCUGCUGCUUCCUUGGCCAAUCCCGACGAGGAUAUCCCAAUUAAUGACUUUUGCGCAAAAGCUUUCCCUGACUGGGAGGGAGAGCUAGUCUUCGUGACUUCAAAAGAAUGUCGUGACUUGACCGAAGAACAGGCCAAGUCUUACAUUCUCGGGUACACGAUUGGCAACGACCUUUCCUGCCGCAUGUUUCAAUUGCCUGAGAUGUCGUCUGGGCAGUUUUUCUACGCCAAAGCGUUCGACAAGUUCGCACCCAUGGGUCCAGUCUUAGUCAGCCCCAAGAUCUUCAACGAUGGUAAAGGUGUUCAACUCACUACCAAAGUCAAUGGGGAAGUGAUGCAGGACGUCGAAUACCUGAGCGAUGUCGUGUUUAGCCCGGCCAGGAUCCUCAGCCAUAUGAGUCAAGGAACAACCAUUCCGGCAUACACAGCGGUCAUGACAGGAACUCCAUCCGGUGUGGGAGCAUUCAGAAAGCCCAGACGCUUCCUCAGGCACAACGAAGUCGUUGAAGUCUCCAUUUCUAAUAUUGGAACCUUGAAGAACAAAGUCGUUUUCGAAUCAGACCCCCUCUCGGUUCUGCUGUUGCAAGACGUGGUCUAA
Molecule: messenger RNA, 879 nt
Organism: Rhinocladiella mackenziei CBS 650.93
Lineage: Eukaryota; Fungi; Ascomycota; Eurotiomycetes; Chaetothyriales; Herpotrichiellaceae
Exons: 6
Coding region: 1-879 (292 amino acids)
Molecular function (GO): acetylpyruvate hydrolase activity
Source: RefSeq, a predicted model, not a curated record